Pipistrellus kuhlii (Kuhl's pipistrelle) is the source of this 1691-nucleotide messenger RNA. It is a transcript of the gene THAP7, whose product is annotated as THAP domain containing 7. Lineage: Eukaryota; Metazoa; Chordata; Mammalia; Chiroptera; Vespertilionidae. Gene Ontology annotation, biological process: regulation of DNA-templated transcription. The coding region runs from base 601 to 1542 and encodes 313 amino acids. Gene Ontology annotation, cellular component: nucleus. The record is from RefSeq and is a predicted model, not a curated record. The transcript is spliced from 5 exons.
AGCUUUCCCCUUUCGGGUACCUGACCGAAGUCGCUAGCACAGAGCCUGUGCCCAUCACAUUUCCCAAAACGUAAUCACUGGCAUUGCCCACCCUUCCAAUUAGAGGCACCGCUCCAGAAGCCCCUUUUCUUGCCGUUGAAGUUUCUUCUCUUGCAUUCGGGACCGCCGAGAAUGCAUGGUCCGGGCCAAGGGCACUACUGGUCGACAGCCAAUAGCCACAAAGGGCACGGCGAGGGGCUUACUUUGCGAAGACGAAAGCGUACGGGGAGCUUAGAACGUAGCGUUCACAGUUGCGACCCCAUGCUCCCAUCAUUUCCGGGUCCAGACCCGCCCCUCAGGACAGCGUCCUGUACUUCCCAGUCUCUAUGGUUUCAACUUCCGCCACUCGCCACAUCUCGCGAGGCUCCGGCGGCUCAGCAAUGGCGAGACCGUGAGUGCCGCGGACGGGAGCCCGAGAAAGGGCUGGGAAGGGGCUCGGGCGAAAUCGGGCAGAGGGAGACUCGGCAAGCCAGGGCUGCCUGAACCGGAGCGGCGGCUGGGGGCUCGAGGACCCUACGGGCCAGCCAGCCGCCCGCGACCAAGCUCCCGCCUCUUCCCCAGAUGCCGCGUCACUGCUCCGCCGCCGGCUGCUGCACUCGGGAUACGCGCGAGACACGCAAUCGCGGCAUCUCCUUCCACAGACUCCCCAAAAAGGACAACCCAAGGCGAGGCUUGUGGCUGGCCAAUUGCCAGAGGCUGGACCCCAGCGGCCAGGGCCUAUGGGACCCAUCAUCCGAGUACAUCUACUUCUGCUCCAAACACUUCGAGGAGAACUGCUUUGAGCUGGUGGGAAUCAGUGGGUAUCACAGGCUGAAGGAGGGGGCAGUUCCCACGAUAUUUGAGUCUUUCACCAAGUUGCGCCGGACAACCAAGACCAAGGGGCACCAUUACCCACCUGGUCCCCCCGAUGUCAGCCGGCUCCGGCGAUGCAGGAAGCGCUGCCCUGAGGGCCGAGGACCCACAACUCCUUUUUCUCCACCUCCACCUGCCGAGGUCACCUGCUUUCCCGUGGAAGAGGCCUCGGCACCUGCUGCUUUGCCUGCCUCCCCUGUGGGGAGGCUGGAGCCUGGCCUCAGCAGUCCCUUCUCAGACCUCCUGGGGCCUCUGGGUGCCCAAGCAGAUGAAGCAGGCUGCAGCGCCCAGCCCUCGCCGGAGCGGGAGCCAGAGCGGCAGCCGUCCCCUCUCGAGCCUCGGCCUGUCUCACCCUCCGCCUACAUGCUGCGCCUCCCACCACCCGCUGGAGCCUACAUCCAGAAUGAGCACAGCUACCAGGUGGGCAGUGCCCUGCUCUGGAAGCGGAGGGCUGAGGCUGCACUCGAUGCCCUGGACAAGGCCCAGCGCCAGCUGCAGGCCUGCAAGCGACGGGAACAGCGACUGCGGCUGCGGCUAACCAAGCUACAGCAGGAGAGGGCGCGGGAGAAGCGGGCACAGGCAGAUGCCCGCCAGACUCUGAAGGAACACGUGCAGGACUUUGCCAUGCAGCUGAGCAACAGCAUGACCUGAGUGAGGGGCCGCUGGACCCACGGCUGAUGAGGGGGUGCCUGUCAGGGCUCCAGCCUCUUCCUCGGAAUCCACCUGGAAAGGGACCUGCUUUGAGUUGCAUCCACCAGACCUACCAGCUGCCCCAAUAAAGUGGGUUCUAGGAGGCCCUA